AACAUCAUGAACAUCACGACCUUACUGGUUAUUAUGAUGAGUUAUUAGAUAACACAAUCCUUGACAAGAUGGUUCUAGACAACCUGAUUUCCAGAUGUAUUUUAAUGAUAGAGGACAGAGAAGAAAUUGUCAAACCAACCACACAACGUGAACGUAACAAGGUUCUACUGGAUAUCCUGACUGAACGACCAUAUCCUACCUUCCAGUUAUUCAAGGAUGUCUUACAGGAAUCUGAACCAUCCAAUAGUUUUGUUCAACAGCUUGUGAAGAGAAUGAUGAGUACUGAAAAUAGAGAUGAACACAUUAAUUGGCAAGGACAUGAGAUUGUUUUGAAUAAACACAAAGUUAAACUACAAAAGAAUUACAUGAUGUUUGUCCAUGGUGUUGACUCCAAAACAGACAUAGCUGACCACCUGUAUCAGUCUGAUGUUUUAAGUACUGAAGAAAAAGAGGAAAUUUUUAAUUCUUCUCUCACUCAACAGGAAAGUAAUAGACUUUUAUACAACAAAUUGAUUCGCAAAGGUGGAGAUGCAUACACACACCUUCUUGAAGCUGUAAGACACGGAAAAUACCAGGAUGUUGCUUCAGAAAUGGAGAAGACAGAAUUGUCAGAUCAAGAAAUACAAUUGUGUCAAAUUGGAAUGAAGAAACUCAAAGACAGACAUGAGAAAAAAGAUAUUCUAAUGGAUCACGAUGAAGUUAUUCCUAAACAUAUACAAGAGCAGUUUGAAAAACGCUUGGAACAGUGGAAAAAGGAUGAUCAACAGUUUGUUAGCACUGAAGCAGAGAAACAUGUAAUGCAAAAAGUUUUGACACAAAGUUCAGUUACCCUGGUUGGAAAUUCUGGCACUGGAAAAAGUUUUCUUUCAAAACACAUUGCCCUAAUAAUGAAGAAACAUGGCUAUACUGUAAUUCCAUGUAGUAAACCAAAAGAUAUUGGAAAAUGGUUUAAACAUGGGAGGAAAACUUUGUUUGUAUUUGAUGACGUCUGUGGCCGAUAUACUCUUAAUCAACAAAUUUACACUGACUGGAAACAAAGACUUGAUCACAUAAUAUCUCUUCUUGAAGACAAAUGUUGUAAAAUCAUCUCUACAUGUAGAUUGGAGGUUUACAAAGAUGAACUAUUUAGCCAUCUCUCUAUUUUCAAAAAGUGUAACAUCGAUUUAAGUUCACAAAAGUUUAAAUUUAGUGCUGCUGAAAAAUUCGCUUUAGCUGAAGUUUACUUUAAGGAAAAAACUGAUGAAGUAAAUGAACUGUCAGAAAAAUAUGACUUUUUCCCACUUUUAUGUAGCUUAUAUCAUAAACAGAACCUCCAGAAAAGUGUAAGCAUUAGCUCUUUUUUUAGCAAUCCUUUUAAAGUCUUCAAAGACCAACUUGAACAAAUGUAUCGGGAAAGUGAUGUGGGUAAGAUGCAGUAUUGUAGCUUAGUCCUUUGUGUGAUAUUUAACAACACAUUAACAGAAGAAAACAUGUCACCAAAAGAUAAGAAGAUAGGAGCAGUCAUAGAAGAUUUACUAGAAGAAUGUGAACUGAAUAAAGGAACAUCCAUAAAACGAUUAAAGAAUAUCCUGGAAACACUUGAAGGUACCUAUGUAGUCAAGGAGGGUAGUACAUACAAAAUAAUCCAUGAUAAGUUGUUUGAUUUCCUUGCCAAGUACUUUGGGGAGAAGAUGUUACAGAUUUUUAUUGAUCAUGCUAAUACUGAUUUCAUUCAGGAGAGAUUUCUUUGGAAGAUAACAGAUAACAUGGGCACAGAAAUAGAGUUUGUAAUAAGAAUACCUGAUAAUUAUGCAAAAAGUUAUAUAGAUAGGUUACUUAAAGACUGGGAGAACAGAUUUGUAUCCAAUGUAUGUCAGAACAGAAACAUGAGUUCUACUAUAUUUACAGAAAAAAUGGUGAAACGUUUAAACCAACUUGAGCUAUCAAAACAGGAAGAACUUGUUCGUACUAAAGAUAUUCACAAUAAAGAUAUAGCACUUGGAGGAAGUUGUUAUAUGGGUACUAUUGACCUUGUCAAAUGGUUGAUAAGUAGGAAUAGUGAUGUUAAUUAUUGUAGAGAGGAUGGUUGUUUCCCUUUAUUAUGGGCAAGUCAGGAAGGACAUGUGAAUGUUGUUAAAGAACUGUUACAACAUUCAGCUGAUGUCAAUAAGUGUACCAAUGAUGAUACAUCACCUCUGUAUAUAGCAAGUCAGGAAGGACAUGUUGAUGUUGUUAAAGAACUGUUACAGCAUUCAGCUGAUGUCAAUAAGUGUACCAAGAAUGAUGCAUCACCUCUGUAUAUAGCAAGUCAUAAUGGACAUGUUAAUGUUGUUAAAGAACUGUUACAACAUUCAGCUGAUGUCAAUAAGUGUAACAAUGAUGGUAUAUCACCUCUGUCUUUAGCAAGUCAAAAUGGACAUGUUGAUGUUGUUAAAGAACUGUUACAACAUUCAGCUGAUGUUAAUAAAUGUAACAAUAAUGAUGUAUCACCUCUGUGUAUAGCAAGUCAGAAUGGACAUGUUAAUGUUGUAAAAGAACUGUUACAACAUUCAGCUGAUGUCAAUAAGUGUAACAAUGAUGGUAUAUCACCUCUGUAUAUAGCAAGUCAGAAUGGACAUGUUGAUGUUGUUAAAGAACUGUUACAGCAUUCAGCUGAUGUUAAUAAGUGUAACAAUAAAGGUGUAUCACCUCUGCAUUUUGCAAGUUAUAAGGGACAUGUUGAUGUUGUUAAAGAACUGUUACAACAUUCAGCUGAUGUCAAUAAAUGUGACUUUAAAGGUAAAAUUCCUCUUAAUGUAGCACAGGAGCAAGGACAUAUAGAAAUAGAAUCAUUGUUAAAAGGAAAAGAAAUAAAUCAACAUUGAUGUCAAACUGAUCAAUGCUAGUGGAGGAUAUUUUCUUAUUGUUUGUAUUUGGACAAAUUCAUACAUUAUAAUUCAUUUAUUCAAAACCUCAUAUAGCUGACAUUAGUUUUUAGUUUGAAGUAUCGGCACGAGUCAAUACUUCUAUUUACAUUUAGCUGUGUUUUUGUAAAUCUUUAUUGUUAGGUUGAUGUCUGUAUUAACAAAUCUCUUUUUAAGCAUAUAUGCAUAUCUUGUUUUUCUGAACAAUUGGUAAAAUUUUACUGAAAAUACUCUUAAAUCAGAUAAGGUAACUAACUCUUGGCUUGUUUUUCAAUUAACAUGAUUAAAACAAAAAUACAGCAAAUUAUUGGGAAGUGAAAGCAUUUAAAGAUAUACCAGCAGUAUGCAAGAUAGUUGUACACCCUCUACAAACAGCGAUGGAUGGAUAUGCCAAAAACAAUUAUAUAUAUAAAUCACAAAGGUUAUAUUGGAAAAAAAUGAAGGAAGAAAAACAUUGUAUAUAUGUGAAUGUCCUCAUUAUAAUCUGUUGAAAAAAUAGUUCUAUAAUAUCAUUUGUAAAAUUGUCAAAAUGUUAAACUCAAAUGCCAAUUUCAAUUUGUCUUUUUGUUCAAGAAAACCUAAAGGUAUUAAAAAUUAUUGGAAUGUGCAUGAUAAAAUUGAGAAACGAAAUGGGGAAUGUGUCAAAGCGACAACAACCCGACCGAUGAUGUAUAUAUUAAUGAAUGUCUUGAAAUCAGAAAAAACUAUUUUUAGUACAGAUAUGUUUUAUAUGUAACCCAUUAGGAAUAUUUGCCUGUUAAUAUUAUAUAUUCAUGAUAUUAUCUGUUUUAUUACUGCAUGUUUGCAUACAUGCUUAUGGCUCUGGAUUGGCUGUGACUUAAGAUCUUAACAUUUAGUUGAUUAUAUUCAUAUUUGUAUUUGAUUGUCAACAAUAUGUUUUUCAAUUAUGAAAAAUUAUCUAUUAAACUAC
Messenger RNA from Mytilus trossulus (common blue mussel), 3813 nucleotides. Its product is annotated as ankyrin repeat domain-containing protein 50-like. Gene Ontology annotation, molecular function: protein binding. Lineage: Eukaryota; Metazoa; Mollusca; Bivalvia; Mytilida; Mytilidae. The transcript is spliced from 5 exons. The record is from RefSeq and is a predicted model, not a curated record. The coding region runs from base 69 to 2843 and encodes 924 amino acids. Gene Ontology annotation, biological process: regulation of apoptotic process.